GCUGCCUUACGACGCACAGAUGUCAUUCUGGAAGUAGGCCCGGGAACCGGUAACCUGACAGUGAAGAUGCUAGAGAAAGUAAAAAAAGUUAUUGCUUGUGAAAUUGACCCUAGGCUUGCUGGUGAACUUCAGAAGAGAGUCCAGGGCACAUGUCUGGCAAACAAACUUGAAAUCAAGGUUGGAGAUAUUUUGAAAACAGACUUACCAUUCUUUGAUGCAUGUGUGGCUAACUUGCCUUACCAGAUUUCUUCACCUUUUGUUUUCAAGUUGUUACUUCAUAGACCUUUUUUCAGGUGUGCAGUACUUAUGUUUCAAAGGGAGUUUGCACUUCGUUUGGUUGCAAAACCAGGAACUAAACUGUACUGCAGACUUUCUAUUAAUACUCAGUUACUAGCUCGGGUGGACCAUCUAAUGAAGGUUGGAAAGAACAACUUCAGACCUCCUCCCAAAGUUGAAUCUAGUGUCGUUAGAAUAGAGCCAAAGAACCCACCACCACCAAUCAAUUUCCAGGAGUGGGAUGGCUUGGUAAGGAUAGCCUUUGUUAGGAAAAACAAGACACUUUCUGCAGCAUUUAAGUCAAGUGCUGUAGAGCAGUUACUAGAUCAUAAUUACCGAAUUCAUUGUUCCUUACAUAAUACAGAAAUACCUGAAAACUUCAAACUUGCAGAAAAGGUACAGGCAGUCCUGAAAAAUACAGGUUACUCUGAAAAACGAGCCCGUUCAAUGGAUAUAGAUGAUUUCAUUAGACUGUUGCAUGGCUUCAAUUCAGAAGGCAUCCAUUUCUCAUAGAUUCUACUAGAAGAAUGAAAGACACUGGUGACAAAAUAUCGAACAACUUACCUAAGCCAGAGU
Messenger RNA from Mesitornis unicolor (brown roatelo), 852 nucleotides. RefSeq names its product DIM1 dimethyladenosine transferase 1 homolog (S. cerevisiae) (gene DIMT1). The record is from RefSeq and is a predicted model, not a curated record. Gene Ontology annotation, biological process: rRNA methylation. NCBI's taxonomy places the organism in Eukaryota, Metazoa, Chordata, Aves, Mesitornithiformes, Mesitornithidae. Gene Ontology annotation, cellular component: mitochondrial matrix. The transcript is spliced from 10 exons. The annotation marks the transcript as partial. Gene Ontology annotation, molecular function: rRNA (adenine-N6,N6-)-dimethyltransferase activity.